Molecule: messenger RNA, 648 nt
Organism: Closterium sp. Naga37s-1
Lineage: Eukaryota; Viridiplantae; Streptophyta; Zygnematophyceae; Desmidiales; Closteriaceae
Source: the annotation of a GenBank genome assembly
AUGGCGAGCGGAGGAGGCGGCGGGAGGGCUCGAGCCGAUUAUGACUACCUCAUUAAGCUAUUGCUCAUCGGUGACAGCGGUGUCGGAAAGAGUUGCCUGUUGCUGCGAUUUUCAGACGAUUCUUUCACAACAUCCUUCAUCACAACCAUUGGAAUCGACUUUAAAAUUCGAACCAUUGAGCUCGAUGGCAAGCGAAUUAAGCUGCAAAUCUGGGAUACUGCUGGACAAGAACGGUUCCGCACCAUUACAACAGCUUAUUAUCGAGGAGCUAUGGGCAUUCUCCUUGUUUACGAUGUCACUGACGAGUCGUCCUUCAACAACAUCCGUAACUGGAUCCGUAACAUUGAGCAACACGCGUCAGAAAAUGUCAACAAGAUUCUUGUAGGAAAUAAGGCGGACAUGGACGAAAGCAAACGAGCUGUUCCUGCUGCUCGUGGUCAAGCACUAGCAGAUGAAUUCAAUAUAAAGUUUUUUGAAGCGAGCGCCAAAUCGAAUUUGAAUGUGGACAAUGUAUUUUUCACCAUUGCCCGCGACAUCAAACAACGACUGGCAGAGAGUGCGGAAGAACGACCAGAGCAACAAGCCAAGGCAAACAUCGUGAUCUCGGACACGAAGAAACCCACAAAAGCGAAGGGUGGCUUCUGUUAG